UCCCUUUGCGAAUCCUGGGACUCAGACUCCGGCGAAUAAUUUUUACUUUUGGGCUCUGCUUCUCUAUCUAAACUUUGAAAAUGAAGUGAAAAAGCUUGCAUCUUUGUGUUCUUUACGCCUUGUUAAUGCUAGGCUUCAGUGAAUUGUUGAAGCAAAAUCUUCUCUUUGGCACCUGUUUUUGUUGUUUUUCUCUCUCUAGCACACACUGCCUAUGGGUAUUGAAGAAUCUAGGGUUUGCAGCAUAUCGAAAGGUCUGUUCUGUUCUGUUUUUUUCCUCUCCAGUUUAUCCAUUGAUUUUCUUUCUGCGUUUUUCAGUUUUUGGUUUAGUUUCUUCUGAAUACCCACUUGAUACUGGUCUUUACUCUUUAGACUGCUGUUCUGUUUGAUAAAAUGCUUCCUUUCUUGAAUUCAAUUUCUUGAAUUUGGAUAAAGGUAGUAGAAAAGAAAAACUGGGGUGUUAAAAAGAUGAGAUAUUAGUUACUUGUGUAUGUUUGAAUGGAUGGUUGAAGUUUUACAGUUGAGAUAUGGAAGGAAUUUUAGUGGUUGCAGAGUUUCUUUAGUUUUAUGUCUUAGAUUUUAGGAAUUGGAGUUGUUAUUUUCAUAGAAGAAAAGGAAAUUCUGGGCUGAAGUUAAGAUGGAGGAGAUUGAGGAAGCUAACAAGGCAGCUGUACAUAGUUGCCAUAGGAUUAUUAGUCUGUUGUCUCAACCUCAGGAUGAGAACCAUUAUGGAAAGUUAUUGAUUGAAUCUGGGGAUGCUGUCCAUAAGUUCAAGAGGGUUGUUUCUCUGCUGAAUUCUAAGUUGGGUCAUGCAAGGGUGAGAAAGGGCAACAGGACUCAUACCCCUCUCUCCCCGAAAUUUCUAUUGGAAAACCCCGUCACUGGAAAUGAUGAUCGCCCCAAAGCCCUUCACCUUCUCCCAAUCAAUUCACUUGAAAUCCUAAAUCAAGAAAGGAGUUCUACUGUGAAUAGUGCUCUCACAUUGGGGAACCCCCUACAUGGUAAAAGCCCUAUUCAAUUACCCCAUUAUACUUCAAUGACAAACUAUCGGUUCCCUCAACAACAACAAAGGUAUGAGCUUCAGCAGCAACAGCAUCGCCAUGGAGAAAUGAUUUGUCGUCAGUCCAGCAAUAGUGGAAUUAGUCUAAAUUUUGAUAGCACUACUUGCACACCUACCUUGUCCACUACACGGUCUUUUAUAUCCUCGCUGAGUGUUGACGGGAGUGUUGCGAAUAUGGAUGGGAGUGCUUUUCAUUUAAUCGGGGCCUCUUGCUCUGGGGAUCAGAGUACAUUUCAACGCAAGAAAAGGUGUUCUGGUAGGGGAGAGGAUGGAAGUGCGAAAUGUGGAAGCAGUGGCAGGUGCCACUGUUCAAAGAAAAGGAAACAUAGGGUAAAAAGAUCUAUAAAAGUUCCUGCUAUCAGUAACAAGCUUGCUGAUAUUCCCCAAGAUGAGUAUUGUUGGAGGAAGUACGGCCAGAAGCCAAUCAAAGGUUCUCCUCACCCAAGAGGAUACUACAAAUGUAGUAGCAUGAGAGGCUGCCCUGCAAGGAAGCACGUGGAAAGAUGUUUGGAAGACCCUUCGAUGUUGAUUGUUACUUAUGAAGGAGAGCAUAAUCAUCCCAGGUUGGCGUCACAAUCAACAAACACAUGAAACUCGAAUAACUGGUGGCGAGUUUCAUAAGGAUAUGACGAACCCUUUAAACUUUGUGGUUGGUUUAGGCUAUUACAUAUCAGUGUACAGAUUUUGCUUGUUUAGAGUUGGGGGAAUUAUGGUUCAAAGGUAUAGGCUUUUCCUUCAUGGUAUUGGAAAGGUAAAAUCUCAUGGCAAAAAUUUUCUUAUGGAAAGCUCAAAGCUAUUUUGUUGGUAGUGCAAUUGAAUUGUUCCUGUUUUUUACUUGUGUAGAAUGAGGAUGCUAAAUGCCUAUUUAUUUA
Ipomoea triloba (trilobed morning glory) is the source of this 1929-nucleotide messenger RNA. Its product is annotated as probable WRKY transcription factor 21. Lineage: Eukaryota; Viridiplantae; Streptophyta; Magnoliopsida; Solanales; Convolvulaceae. Gene Ontology annotation, biological process: regulation of DNA-templated transcription. Gene Ontology annotation, molecular function: DNA-binding transcription factor activity; sequence-specific DNA binding. The transcript is spliced from 3 exons. The record is from RefSeq and is a predicted model, not a curated record. The coding region runs from base 635 to 1648 and encodes 337 amino acids.